GGUCGCAUGGCAGAGGGAAGUCCAACCACUUCUGUACUGGAACCAAUGCAAGAAUAUGCACCUCCAUAACAAAGCCUGUAUGGAGUCCUGAGAGCAGUGGGGGGAGAGAAAAAGAAGCUGCAAAUUUAUGGGCUGCUAGAAACAGAUCUUAUACAGGGAGGAUCUAAGUUGGAGGUUUGCUUUUAUUUGUUCUGGAAAAAACGGGAUAGUUUUUCUGUGUUUUUUGCCAACACGUGUGUAUCCAUGAAAUUUGUUGUCUCCGUUGUGAGUGAGUAAGUGUUUCGCAUCCUGGUGCGGGGCUGUGAGGAGGACUGCGCAUCACCAGAGUUGGUGCCGAAGUUCGGCCGCGAACGGAUGUGAGGGAAGAGUGUACCGAGUGAAACUCCCCCACUUGUUUUCUGCCUCUUCUGCUCCGGCGUUGUGUUUGCUGAGACAAUAGUGAGUCAAAGACGCUGAAAGUGAUUUCAUGCCUUCAGUCUCGCACAACCUGAGAUGGACGUGAGAUUUUAUCCUGCGCCCCCGGCAAAUGUGGGUUCAUGCUCCCUACCGACUGAUCCAAGUUGUCUGAGCUCGUUGGACUAUUACCACUCGAACAAGGCCCGGUACAGUGUGGGUGAACGAGGGGUUAGGCUCCACACUGCCCCCCCUCCAGGCAUCAAUCCAGCUAGGAAAAGACUGCCCACUGCUGUGUUUGAUGGUGACAACAUGUACAUGAAUGACAAUAACCAAGAGUUUCGGUCACCAAACCAGAGCUACUCCAGUCAGGGCAGAGGCAGCAGCGGCGGAGGAGGCGGAGGAGGAGGAGGAGGAGCAGGGGAUGAAGACUACGAGAUCCCCCCCAUCACACCCCCCAACCACGCCGACCCCUCUCUGCUGCACCUCAUGGAGCACGAGUCAGGUUACCCCUUCCAUUCCCUGCCUCACAACGGCCUGCUCAACACCUACUCCUACCCCGAGCUGCCCGCCCUCAUGAUGUCCAACAUGCUGGGUCAGGACACCCACCUCCUCUCGGGGCCUAUGCACUCAAUAAGCGGUGAGAAGCGAGCCUCAGCGGAAAUGAUGAAGCCCAAACCCAAACCUCAAAAGAAGAAGAAGAAGAAGGACCCCAAUGAGCCGCAGAAACCUGUGUCGGCCUACGCGCUCUUCUUCAGAGACACCCAGGCGGCCAUCAAGGGCCAAAAUCCCAACGCCACCUUCGGGGACGUCUCCAAGAUCGUGGCCUCCAUGUGGGACAGCCUAGGAGAGGAACAGAAGCAGGGGUACAAGAGGAAAACCGAGGCGGCUAAGAAAGAGUACCUGAAAGCCUUGGCCGCGUACCGAGCCAGUCUGGUUUCCAAGACAUACAACGACCCUGAACCAAAAAGUGCCCAGCAGACCAGCCAGCCCUCCCACCUGCUGCCCCCGAAGCAGCCUCUGUACAGCGUGCCCCCCCAGCCCUCCUCACCCUACCUGGGCCCGCCGGGCUCCUUCCCCCUGUCAGACCUCCAGAGCUACGCAGGGCCGCCCCGCCACACCCUGGCCCAGACCCUCAGCCAAUCGCAGAUGCUGCCGCCCAGCAUGAGUGCCUCUCCCCCAGCUCCCUUCCAGAUCAGCCCACCUCUGCAUCCCCAUGCUCAACUCUCCCUGCAUCAGAGCUCCCUGCUCAACCAGCCAAUCCGCAUGCAGCAGUCGCAGCCAAUCAUCUCACACCAAAUGGGGCUCCAGGCGCCGCUGCACUCCCCUCCUCUCAGCCAACAGGGAUUCUCCCAUAUUCAGGCUGAUUACCAGAACAGUGUUGGGGGCUCACAGUCUCCAGGGGCCCCUAACCCAGUGCACGGCCAGAACCCUGACUGGGACAGCGAGUACUGCAACAGGGACUGUGGACCCAACCACUGCGGCAGUGGCAUGGGAGCUCGGGACAAGCCUCUCUACCUCACUUGAAGUUGAAAGACCUCCAAAUGUCAGACUCCAGGGAGCUUUCCACCAUAACAACGACGUCAUCGAUGUAUCUGCUUCAACACCAUUUCGGUUUUUCUUUUCUUUUUUUUUUUCUUUUUUUGUGACGGAUUUCGAAAAUCCCAAAGACUGCUACAGUAACUUCACCUAUUUGCCAAGCACUUAGAUCGGCCAGAAGCCCAAGGCACUUGUCUUGCUUUUUUUUUUUUUUUUUUGUUCAGCUUCUUUCCCUUAUCAUUGAACUUGAUUUUUUUUUUUGCGGGGGCAGUGAGCUUUAAGCUCAUGCCAACAUACUGGAAAUGAAGACCAAAAAAAAAAAAAAAAAGUCUUCUCAUUCUGUUUUGAAUUUUUUAAAGAUGCUCUCUCUCUACUCUUCACUCCAUUACCCUGUGUUUGCCAUGGACUGCCCUCAUCGGGGAGGUGAAAUGCUCUAAGCAUACUCAAAGCGUAGGGGUCUUGGGUAGAAAAGCUAAUGCAGGAAACUAGAAUAUAGUCACCUCAGCAGGGGUGGAUGUACUUCAGGACAGACUGAAACACCCCGACUGAGUAAAGCAAAGCAAAAUUAUAAUGAAGAUAGUCACAUACACUUAAGACAUUUGUAAAUCAUCCUCGCCCCUAGUAAAGGACUCCCUUCUUUUCCUUUCUUUCUCACAGAGUGAUUGUAAAUAUCACCAAAAUGGAUCCCUCUUAUGUGUGUAUUUAGCUGCAGUCCCUUGCUUUCUUUUUUUUGUUUUUUGUUUUAAACAUCCUUUUCGUUUGGUUAUGUGAUUUUCGUGCAGGCGGAUUCAGUGAGGGAAUACACACACUAAAAGUUGUGUUGAAACUGUGUUCACUGGUCUUGUUUCUCUCCAAAUGCGCGAGAGAGAGAGAAAUGCAAAGACUGUAAAACGCUCCAUUUCCUCCUCAAACUGGCGGAGCUCUGAUAGAGAGUGUCGCUCUCUUCACACGGCCUCAGGACGUUACAGAACUGUAGAGGUCAAAGGUUGAUACCUCUCCUUUUAGCUCCUCCUCCUCUCGGGUCAAUAAGGGCCACAACCCCACCUAUCCCCCCUCCUCCUCCCACCUGUAACCCCGCCCACGUACCCGUAGUCCUGACACCACUUGUACAGGUGAAUAAAGAAAAAAAAAAAAGUUGCUAAAUGUGAAAUGUUACUAAAGAAAAAAAAACAUAACAGUGGGUUUUAAAGUUUUUGACUAGUUUUAUUAGGUGUUUUAGAAAUUGUGUUGAACUCAUCUUUAUCAUUUUUUGUGAAGAAAAAAAAAAUUCCGAAGAUAUUUUGUUUUUCACUGUAGCAGGAUUUGCGUUUCGGAGGAGCAGUCAUGGGGGUAGAUAUUUUAAGUUUGUGUAUAAACCUGCCAAAUGUAUUUCUUUGAUUUGUAAAGCCAGUGAUGAGAGAACCCAUUUUGUUUUUGUUGAGUAUCAUUUGUUUUACAAUAUGGUCAUUCUAUUUAAUUUGGUUGCAGGUUUCACAUCUAUUUAUGAAUGAUAUGAAGUAACAUUUUGGCUUAUUUUCAUCAGGGUGCAUUAUUAUUAUGAUUAUUAUUAUUAUUAUUAUUAUUAUUGAUUAAAACAACAUUAUUAGAAUAAUAAAUAUUUUUUCAGAAAUUGUUGUUGGUGCAGAACCAGUGCACCAGCAUUAGAUUCAUUUUGUGUCACAAAUACUUCUUUUGUUUUCUUUUGUCUGUAAUAAAAUGUUUAAAGUGGA
This is a messenger RNA of Epinephelus lanceolatus (giant grouper), 3641 nucleotides long. Its product is annotated as TOX high mobility group box family member 2-like. Gene Ontology annotation, biological process: regulation of transcription by RNA polymerase II. The record is from RefSeq and is a predicted model, not a curated record. Gene Ontology annotation, molecular function: chromatin DNA binding. Lineage: Eukaryota; Metazoa; Chordata; Actinopteri; Perciformes; Serranidae. Gene Ontology annotation, cellular component: nucleus.